CGCAGAAUUUUCAUUUUUGCUGGCCUGUUCUUGACCACCACCCCAGUUGACGCUUCUCCACCUGCUACGGCCACUCGGAUGCAUGUAUUCUGAUCUGCUGCAUAUCGAAGAGACGGCAUACGGAGGACGUGGCCUAUUCGCAACGACAUCUAUACCGAAAAACGCCCUUAUCUACACUUGUUCAUCGCCCUACGCCUCCGUGAUAUACCGCGUAUUUCGCAAAGAAGUCUGUGGCCACUGCUUCUCAUAUGCAUUCGACAGCAAUCGGAACGCGUGGAACAUCCGACGUGACGGUGCCGGAGUAUGGUUUUGCUCCAUAGGAUGUCGUGAUGCCUGGCAGGAUGGAGAUGGUUUACUGGGGAAAAUGCACGCUGCGGUCGAUAGACUGGUGAGAUCGCUCAAGGGUGAAGCAAAGGAACCUCGCUCCAGGAAGGUGAUUACCAGCAAGAAAGAUCUAGACGCCGCUUGGGCGGCAUCCACAUUCGACGUUGAGCCUCUGACACAGCUAGAGCUUGAUACCGUACGAUUUCUUGCGUCUGUUCUCAUGGUGCGAUACACGGGCGGGGGUGAAUGGGAAGAUUUCAUACAGCUACAGGAUAACGAGCUCGAGUACAUCCGUGGGCGCCCACAGGAUCUUGACUCUCAAAUCCGGGUAUAUGCGUUCCUCCGCAAAGCGGCGCAAGCAGUGCCGGAUUUCUACGCAUAUGUGACAGUGGAUACUGUACGUGCUAUCCUCGGGCGCGACCAGGGGAACGCCUUUGGGCUGUACGAUAUGUCCACGUCGGGGGAUAGCGAGAUGCUGGGAUUCGCGAUGUACAUCAAAGCGUCGUAUUUCAACCAUGAUUGUUCUCCUAAUGUCCGCAAGCAACGGGAAGGACGCUCGAUGCACUUUUAUGCCGCCCGGGAUAUCGAAGCUGGAGAGGAGCUGUGCAUUAGCUAUAUAGAUGUGAGCGAUCCCGUUGGGAAGCGCCGGGAGGAGCUGGCUAGAGAUUGGUAUUUCACUUGUUUGUGUCGACGAUGCGAGAAUGAGUGAGUAGACUUUGACUUCAAUUUUCUACUAUUUCCCUCAAGGCAC
Molecule: messenger RNA, 1075 nt
Organism: Desarmillaria tabescens
Lineage: Eukaryota; Fungi; Basidiomycota; Agaricomycetes; Agaricales; Physalacriaceae
Exons: 2
Coding region: 83-1033 (316 amino acids)
Cellular component (GO): nucleus
Molecular function (GO): protein binding
Source: RefSeq, a predicted model, not a curated record